UGGCUAGUGAAUGCAAUUUAUAUUUUGUUCGAAUGCUAUUUUUUCUUAUUACGACAUUUGUACAGACAGUUCUUGGUGAUGAUAGUAGUGAGGAUGAUGGUGAUGGGAGAGUCAGUGUUGGUGCCAUUGUUGCUGCCGGUGUGGUUGGAGUUUUCAUCGUUCUCGUAGUGGUGUUACUUUGCUUCCAUGAAUGUUGUACAAAGCCAAAGAGAACUGUAAAACCACAAAGAAUUUCGGUCGUAGGUUUAAGUCGUCACACAGGACCUCCAAGUCGUGUCAUUCCAACAGCUCCACCAAUGCAUUCAUCGGGAAUGUGUCCAGUCGAUCCUCCACCAUAUAGACCGUAUGACGACCCAUAUGAAACCCAACAGAACCAGUCAUCAAAUCUGUUCAGCAGACAGUUGGUUUCACAUACAACAAGGCCUUCUAGAUUUGAAAGACAUCCUCCUCCUGUAAUGCCUUGUACACCUUUGCCUAAUAUUGAAAGACACCAGAGGACAUCCGAUCCACCACCGUACUCAGGCUGAAAUUUAUCAUCAUUCCAUUGAUAAACUAAUGUUUAAUAUGAUCUUUGCUAAAUGUCUUUUAAUGAAAACUAAUUUUAUUACACUACGGAUACAAAUCUCCUAUAUGGCAUAUAUAUUAGAUUUGAAUAGAAAUAGAACGAAAAAAUUGACUUUUUAUUUUACAAAAAGUAACUUCUAUUAAUUCACUUAACCAGAAAAAUCGCAGUUUCCUUUUAUUUAAAUUUUACUUUCCUUCGUCAUCCUUGUCAUUUUAAAGAGUAAGUAUCAUACCUAUUACAAACGAAGUUGAUUUCCGAUUGCCAACUUUAUCGUAAAGUGUUUUAUAAGUUAUAUAUAUAAAUAUGACUUAAAUCAAUAUAUUAAUUAAAUGUUUGUGUUUUGUAAUGUUUAAGAGGUUUUAUAUAUAUUAGCCAUGUUAAAAUUUGUGUAUGAUAUAUUAUCUAAAAAUUUGCUUUGUUA
This is a messenger RNA of Mytilus californianus (California mussel), 986 nucleotides long. RefSeq lists its product as uncharacterized. The transcript has 4 exons. The record is from RefSeq and is a predicted model, not a curated record. The coding region runs from base 33 to 527 and encodes 164 amino acids. Lineage: Eukaryota; Metazoa; Mollusca; Bivalvia; Mytilida; Mytilidae.